AUGCAACCAAAAAACAAGAAAAACAAGAAAAACAAGAAGAGGAGGAUCAUGAUACAUAUACUCUUAGCUAUAGCUUAUUACUUGGUCCACUCUUGUGCUACCCAAACAGUCUUUACCAAUACAUGUCCUUCAGACUCACCUGAAUCGUGCUCAACAUCAAACGCAGCGUCGUGUUGCUUUGAAGCCCCUGGUGGAAUUAUGUUGCAAACACAAUUUUGGGAUUAUUCUCCCGCCACCGGUCCGUCGGAUUUGUUCACCUUGCAUGGUCUUUGGCCAGAUAAUUGUGAUGGUACAUAUGAGCAAUUUUGUGAUAACUCAGACACGAUUGCCAAUGAUGGUAGUACCAUUCAAAGUAUCUUGGUGGAUGAUUUCGAUGAUGAGGCGUUGUACAAUAACUUGAACACUGUGUGGAAAGACAUCAAUGGUAAUGAUCACUCGUUAUGGGCGCAUGAAUGGAAUAAGCACGGGACAUGUAUUAACACCAUAAAGGCAAGUUGUUAUCCAGACUUCAAGACCCAUGAAAACGUUUACAACUACUACUCUAUCUUGUACAAUUUAUUCGAAAACUUGCCAACCUACAAAUGGCUAGUUGAGGCAGGAAUCACUCCAUCCAACUCAAAGACAUACACUAAGGAACAGAUUCAAAGUGCGCUCAGCUCGAAUUUCGGACAAGAUGUGUAUUUCAAGUGUGACCGUAAUAAUGCAUUGAGUGAAGUAUGGUACUUUCAUCAUAUCAAAGGUUCCUUAUUGCAAAACAACUUUGUGCCUAUUGCACCCUUGUCCAAUUCCAACUGUCCAGCCUCGGGUAUUCUCUUCCCACCCAAGUCUGGAAGCGGAUCCAAUCCAACAACCACAAGAACGGGCACCACUGUUACCACCAAGACUACUACUAAUACUAAUACUAAUACUGAUUCCAUAACGCCAACUGGAGUACCUUCUUCUGGCUAUAUUGACUUGUCAGGGAAACCAGGAUGUUUAAUCUCCAACGGGAAGUACUAUACGUCUGGUACCUGUGCCACUUACAAAUUUAGAGAAUCUACAGCAUCUGGUGGUAAUAGUUUGAUUUCAAUUACAUCUUCAAAGGGUAACUGUGGAUUAGACGCGACAAACAAUAAUGCAUUCACGUGUAAUUCGUCCAUCGAUUCUUUGCAAACACAGUUUCAAAUUGAAGAAGGAAAUAUUGGAUACGAUGGCAAUUUUGACUGGUGUCUUGGCUCCAGUUCAGGUAGUGGAUCAACUGCGCAAACAAACGUUGUAUUGGGCGAUGGUACAUGUACCUCGUUCAAACUAAGCCUAGCAUCAAAGUAG
Lodderomyces elongisporus is the source of this 1308-nucleotide messenger RNA. RefSeq lists its product as uncharacterized. Gene Ontology annotation, biological process: RNA catabolic process. The coding region runs from base 1 to 1308 and encodes 435 amino acids. The record is from RefSeq and is a predicted model, not a curated record. Lineage: Eukaryota; Fungi; Ascomycota; Pichiomycetes; Serinales; Debaryomycetaceae. Gene Ontology annotation, molecular function: ribonuclease T2 activity; RNA binding. Gene Ontology annotation, cellular component: extracellular region. The transcript is spliced from 3 exons.